Messenger RNA from Kwoniella mangroviensis CBS 8507, 1104 nucleotides. RefSeq lists its product as uncharacterized. The transcript is spliced from 2 exons. The record is from RefSeq and is a predicted model, not a curated record. Gene Ontology annotation, molecular function: DNA-binding transcription factor activity, RNA polymerase II-specific; sequence-specific DNA binding. Gene Ontology annotation, biological process: positive regulation of transcription by RNA polymerase II. Lineage: Eukaryota; Fungi; Basidiomycota; Tremellomycetes; Tremellales; Cryptococcaceae. The coding region runs from base 1 to 1104 and encodes 367 amino acids.
AUGGAUAGGUUGAUAUCCUCGACGUUGACUAAAACUCUGACUGUACCGGAAGAAAUAAUUACCGUACAAUUGCCCAAGAAGGUAGGCGGAUCUUCAAGAUAUCAAAUGGCUAUAAACUCUGACGAAUACUUCCGUCACGUGGUCUUAUUGCGACGACUGAACGGACAUGUUCUCAAUGAGGUAUAUCUGAUCAACGAUGCCCAAAAGGCACAAGGUGAACAGACUCUCGCCAAACUGAGAAAUCAAAUCGAUGACUGGUUUCACUCCACCCCUCGUUCGCCUGAGGACGGCUCGUAUAAUCCUUUCUUGAAAUUAUGUUACAAUCUCCUGAUAACCGCUCUGUAUCGACCUUCGCCGUUAUUCUCUCAUACUCAUCCAUCACGCAUGUCUCGCUUACGGAAGUCGGCCUCAAGAGCGAUCGAUUUAUAUGGUCAGCUUUACGCACAAAAACGAUGCGCCGAGAAUUACGUUCAUCUAUUCAAUAUUGUGACUGUUUCAGUCACUUUGGUAUACACACUGAUAGAACGGGAGGGUGACGAUCUGAAUCUGGAAAUAUCUUCUUGGUGCAGGGAGGCGGUCAGACAAAUGGUCACCUGUGAGAAACUGAUAAAUGAUUUCUGUAAAGACUGGCCUGGAACUGCCAAGUAUCGGGAGGCCUUUAAUGCCUUAGCGAACGAGGUCAAAACGAAGAUGAAACAUUCUUCUCCCUCAACGGGGACGGAAACAGAUGACAGAUCGCCAAUGCAAGCUCAAUCACAACCUCUCGAUAUUCCGUUUGACCCUUUCGUGCAAGCCAAUACUCAAACGCCGCAGAUUCCGCAAGAUAUAACCAUUUCAACUCAUAUACCCGUAUCUGGGACAAGCGCUACUUCCACAAGUGGGCUAGCGCUCUCCCCAACACUGUUUGAAGGCUUGGUAGACACUGCUCUGUGGAAUCAGUGGACGCUACAGGACAAUGGCAUAGUGGGGCAGGUGGACCCGGAAAGGACCGAAGAUCCGCUAGGGAUCAACAUGUCAGGAGUCGGAAUUGAUGCUUUAUUGGCCAGUGUGGGAUUGUCUGCUUUUACGGAUUUCGAGUGGGAUUCAAACUCUCAAUCGCGUUGA